Molecule: messenger RNA, 421 nt
Organism: Paramecium primaurelia
Lineage: Eukaryota; Ciliophora; Oligohymenophorea; Peniculida; Parameciidae
Source: the annotation of a GenBank genome assembly
AUAUUUCUUCAAUAUUAUAAGAGUCAGAACAUAAGUACAAUAAAAAUAUAUAGGCAUUUCGCCACAAUUAUGUCAAAAACUUCCAAUAUAUUCUGGACUUCAUUAUUAAUUAUCCUAUGUAAUCCUUAGUGAUAUUUUGUGAAACUUCAUUAUUUAGGUUAGAUAUAAAUUGUUCAUGUAUCCUUCUUCCUAAUUUUACGAAAUCCUUAAUAUCCAUUAAUCGGAACUACAACUAAUUAACUAAAAUUUUAAAACAUGGAUUAAUUGCUACAAUAUUGCCAAUAGAAAGAAGAAAGAUUGUGAUAUAAAGUCUAAUAUGAGAUGUUAUUUUUCAGCUUUAAUCAAAUAUUCUCUUUUUUUUGUAAGCCACUCCAUCCCUAAUAACCUACUUAUGUAAGAUGAUCAUUAUGUGCUUUACCAC